Messenger RNA from Helianthus annuus (common sunflower), 1392 nucleotides. RefSeq names its product palmitoyl-protein thioesterase 1. The record is from RefSeq and is a predicted model, not a curated record. The coding region runs from base 215 to 1276 and encodes 353 amino acids. The transcript has 12 exons. Lineage: Eukaryota; Viridiplantae; Streptophyta; Magnoliopsida; Asterales; Asteraceae. Gene Ontology annotation, cellular component: intracellular membrane-bounded organelle. Gene Ontology annotation, molecular function: thiolester hydrolase activity.
ACACAAACGUGUAUGUAUAUCUAAUAAAGAUUUCUGUGUGCCCACAAAUUAUUAAUUCAACCUUUUUUUUUACUGGUAAACCCCUCCCAAAAACUUGCACCUACCAACUCAUCAAACAAGGCCCCAAGAUUGGAUUCCUUAAAGGGCUUUGUUUUGUUUGUAAGCUUUUGAUCUUUUUUCUUUUUGUUUUUAACACUUUAAAGCUUCCAUUUUUAUGGCCUCUGUUACACUCUCAAGAUUCUUUAUCUUCUUCACUUUGCUCCCUGUAAUCACACACUCUAUCCCUUUUGUUCUCUUUCAUGGCGUUGCAGAUAGUUGCACCAAGAAAGGAGUCAAGCAUUUCACCGAUCUUUUAAGCGAGUGGUCUAAUACUCAAGGAUAUUGCAUAGAAAUUGGAAAUGGAGUAUGGGAUUCAUGGUUCAUGCCUUUUGAGGACCAGGUUGAGAUUGCUUGUGAGAAGGUGAAGAGCAUGAGUGAACUCAAUCAAGGUUAUAACAUAGUUGGACUUUCUCAGGGUAACUUGGUUGGUAGAGGAGUUCUUGAGUUUUGUGACGGAGCACCUCCGGUGAAGAACUUCAUAUCCGUAGCAGGUCCUCAUGCUGGCGAAGCAUCAGUCCCGUUUUGUGGUACUGGUUUAAUGUGUGUUUUGGUGGAUAGUUUGAUUAAGUUAGCAAUUUACAGCCCAACUCUCCAGGAACACUUGGCUCCGGCAAAUUACAUUAAGAUCCCAACUGAUCUUGAUGGCUAUCGCGAAGGGUGUAAAUUCCUACCAAAGCUAAACAAUGAGUUUGAAAAAAAUGCUACAUACAAAGAAAGAUUCUCUAGUUUGCAAAACUUAGUGCUUAUAAUGUUCGAUAAAGAAACGGUUUUGGUACCAAAAGAAACCUCUUGGUUUGGAUACUUUCCUGAUGGAGCUUGGGAUCCAAUACUUCCAGCACAAGAGACAAGACUAUAUAUCGAAGACUGGAUCGGUUUAAGGACGUUGGAUGAGGCCGGGAGGGUCAAGUUUGUAAAUGUGUCGGGAAGGCACCUCGACAUAUCAGAUGAUGAUAUGAAGGAGUACAUUGUGUCGUACUUAAUUGACGAAAAUACCCCUGAAAGUCCGGUUCUAACAAAAUCAACUCGCCAGCAACAUUCGUCGUCGUCUGACGAAAAUACCCCUAAAAGUCUGGUUCUAACAAAAUCAACUCGUCAGCAACAUUCGUCGUCGUCGGGAUUCAUCAGAAAGUUAGGUGGACAACAAGAUCUUCAACUGAAGGUUAUUCAGAAAUUAUAACACGAAAUUAUUGGUUAUGUAUUCAUGAAUGUUUGCCUUUUUUAAAAGGCUUAUGUAACUCUAGAUGCAAUUAUUGUUUAUUAAUAAAAAACUAACAAUGGUUCAAAAGUAUCUUU